AUGUCGAAGACAUUCACCAAAGAAGACGUGGCUGCCCACAGUAAAGGCGACAGCCUCUACAUUGUGAUCGACGAGGACGUUUACGAUGUCUCCAAGUUCCAAGAUGAACAUCCAGGCGGGAAGAAGAUUCUCCAACGAGUCGCUGGAAAGGAUGCUUCAAAGCAGUUCUGGAAGUAUCACAAUGAGGGAGUCUUGAAGAAGCACAAGGGUCAGCUACAAAUUGGUUCAUUGGACACCAAGAAGGCCACACCGGCGCCCGCGCCAGCUGCUGACCCAGCUCCCGCCCCCAAAGCUGAGCCAACGCCUGAGCUUGCCCCGGGCAGCUACAAGCCUAAGGCUACUGCUGAACCACAGGAGCCUUUUGGUGAUCUGGUUCCAUUCGCCGACCCUGCUUGGUACCAGGGUUACUCCUCCCCAUACUUUAACGAGACUCAUGCCGCUCUCCGCCAGGAGGUUCGCGAAUGGGUUGAAAGCGAGAUCGAGCCCUACGUCCAUGAGUGGGAUGAGGGCAAGGAAGUCCCCAGCCAUAUUUACAAACAGAUGGGUGAGCGCGGUUACUUGGCGGGUCUGUUGGGUGAAAAUUACCCCAAGGAGUACUGCCAAUACCGUGUUAAGUCCGUACCGGCAGAGCGCUGGGAUCAGUUCCACGAGAUGCUGUUGACCGACGAGCUCUCCCGCGCUGGUAGCGGUGGGCUCGUGUGGAACCUGGUUGGUGGUUUCGGUAUUGGUUGCCCACCCCUGGUGAAGCACGGCAAGAAGGAGCUGCUACAGCGUAUCCUGCCUGGCAUCUUGGCCGGUGACAAGCGUAUUUGCUUGGCUAUCACUGAGCCAGAUGCUGGUAGUGACGUUGCGAACCUUGGCUGUGAGGCCAAGCUUAGCGAGGAUGGCAAGCACUACAUUGUUAAUGGUGAGAAGAAGUGGAUCACAAACGGUAUUUGGGCCGACUAUUUCACCACUGCUGUGCGCACGGGCAAGCCCGGUAUGAACGGUCUCAGCGUUCUGCUUAUUGAGCGUGAGGCCGGUGGUGUCAGCACUCGUCGCAUGGACUGCCAGGGUGUGCUGAGCAGUGGUACUACCUAUGUCACCUUCGAGGACGUCAAGGUCCCCGUUGAGAACAUCAUUGGAAAGGAGAACCAGGGUUUCAAGGUCAUCAUGACCAACUUCAACCACGAGCGUAUUGGUAUUGUCAUCCAGUGUGUUCGCUUCUCCCGAGUCUGCUACGAGGAGGCUAUGAAGUAUGCCCACAAGCGAAAGACUUUUGGAAAGCCCUUGAUUGAACACCCGGUCAUCCGUAUGAAGCUUGCGCACAUGGCCCGCCAAAUCGAGGCCACCUACAACUGGAUGGAGAACAUUAUCUUCCAGGCUCAGUGCAUGGAGGAAACCGAAGCUAUGCUCAAGCUGGGUGGUGCCAUUGCUGGUCUGAAGGCCCAGUCCACACAAACCUUUGAGUUCUGUGCUCGUGAAGCUAGUCAGAUCUUCGGUGGUCUCAGCUACAGCCGUGGUGGACAAGGCGGCAAGGUCGAGAGACUGUACCGUGAUGUUCGUGCAUAUGCUAUCCCCGGUGGAAGCGAGGAGAUCAUGUUGGACCUGAGCAUGCGCCAGAGUCUAAAAGUUUACGAGAUGUUUGGCAUGAAACUUUAA
This is a messenger RNA of Penicillium angulare, 1641 nucleotides long. RefSeq names its product putative acyl-CoA dehydrogenase. Gene Ontology annotation, molecular function: oxidoreductase activity, acting on the CH-CH group of donors; flavin adenine dinucleotide binding. The record is from RefSeq and is a predicted model, not a curated record. Bases 1 to 1641 code for a protein of 546 amino acids. The transcript has 4 exons. Lineage: Eukaryota; Fungi; Ascomycota; Eurotiomycetes; Eurotiales; Aspergillaceae.